AUCCUCUCAUCUCCGGCGCCGGCCAUUCCCAAGUCUUAUUAGGGUUCCAUUUCUCUCCGGCGAUGAUGUCCCUCUGCCCUAACCCUAACCCUUCUUUCCUCCACCUCCACCACCAUCGUCACCGGCAUCGCCGUCGUCCUUUCUUCGUCCGCUCCCUCGACGCCGCCCAGUCCUUCGACUUCGAAUCCCGAGCAGUGGAUCGCCUCAACGCCAAAUCCAAGCUCAAGAUCGCCGUCGUAGGCUUCGGCAACUACGGCCAGUUCCUGGCCCGCACUUUCGCCGCGCAGGGCCACACCCUACUCGCCCACUCCCGCUCCGAUCACUCCGCCGCCGCCGCCGCCAUUGGCGCCUCCUUCUUCCGAGAUCCUCACGAUCUCUGCGAGCAGCACCCUGAUGUGGUUCUCCUCUCCACUUCCAUCCUUUCCGCCGCCGAUGUGCUCAACACCCUCCCUCUCGGCCGUCUCCGCCGGUCCACCCUCUUCGCUGACGUCCUCUCCGUCAAGGAGUUCCCAAGAAACCUCCUCCUCUCCGCCCUGCCUCCCGAUUUUGACAUUCUCUGCACUCACCCCAUGUUCGGCCCUGAGAGUGCCCGCCAUGGCUGGGCUGGCCUCCCCUUUGUCUUCGACAAGGUCCGCAUUGGUGAAUCGGAGGAGAGGAUCAGCCGAUGCAAUCGUUUCUUGGAGAUUUUUGAGAAGGAAGGGUGCCGGAUGGUGGAGAUGUCAUGUGCGGAGCAUGACCAUAAGACGGCAGAAAGCCAGUUCUUGACCCACACCAUUGGAAGGAUCCUCGCAAAACUUGGCCCUGAAGAUGUGGACAUUGGUACCAAAGGGUACCAGACGUUGCUUGAGCUGGUGCAGAACACUUGUAAUGAUAGCUUUGAUCUCUAUAAUGGCUUGUUCAUGUACAAUAAGAAUGCGACGGAGCUGUUGGACAGGUUGGACUUUGCAUUCACUGAGCUGAAGAAGGAGUUGUUCGGGAACCUGCAUGAUAUAUUAAGGAAACAGCUGUUUGAGAACCCUGAGGAAUCAAAUGAAUUGAUCCCAGUUACAGGCCAAGUUCAGCCAUGUUGUUGGUAUGGAUCAUUGAAGAACUUUAUCUUGAAAGUUUAGCUUCUUAUUUUCUUGUGAUUUAACCUUGAAAACAUUAAGAAAUCCUGCACUGAAGUAUGUCAUAAUGCUUGUUUUCUACCUUAAUUAUCGUUUAUGCUUUUGUACCUUUUUCAAGAGUGACCCCAGUUAUAGACCAAGUUCAGCAAAAAAAAAAUCAUGGCAGUGAAACAGCCAUGUUGUUGGUAUGCAUCAUUGAAGAAUUUUAUCUUGCAAGUUUAGCUUAUUUUCUUUCUGAAGGUAACCCAGAUACAUGUUUUAAAUUCACUUCUCCUGCCCUAUUUUAUCUUUUAAGGCUCCAUUGAUUUGUGAAUUAAAUAAUUUUGUUCGCUUUACUUUUGAAUUAGAUCCGAACAUUGUUGUUGCUCAUAUGAAAAAAGAACAUUAGGAGACUGACUUAAUC
Dioscorea cayenensis subsp. rotundata (Guinea yam) is the source of this 1509-nucleotide messenger RNA. RefSeq names its product arogenate dehydrogenase 2, chloroplastic-like. Gene Ontology annotation, biological process: L-tyrosine biosynthetic process. Gene Ontology annotation, molecular function: prephenate dehydrogenase (NAD+) activity; prephenate dehydrogenase (NADP+) activity; NAD+ binding. Bases 63 to 1109 code for a protein of 348 amino acids. The record is from RefSeq and is a predicted model, not a curated record. The transcript has 2 exons. NCBI's taxonomy places the organism in Eukaryota, Viridiplantae, Streptophyta, Magnoliopsida, Dioscoreales, Dioscoreaceae.